Messenger RNA from Brachypodium distachyon (stiff brome), 4575 nucleotides. RefSeq lists its product as uncharacterized. Lineage: Eukaryota; Viridiplantae; Streptophyta; Magnoliopsida; Poales; Poaceae. The record is from RefSeq and is a predicted model, not a curated record. Gene Ontology annotation, molecular function: DNA binding. The transcript is spliced from 13 exons. The coding region runs from base 298 to 4116 and encodes 1272 amino acids.
CUGAAAAGGCGAGGAAACGGAAGGGAGGUUUGCAGUGUAGCAGUAAACUCUCCACCAACAAGUGGUGCCGGAUUUUUGUCAGUCUCUUCUUUCCUUCCUCGCGCUGUACCCAAUACUGCCAGCCCUCCUUCCCUUCUCUCCUCCCGUAGCAGCAGUUUCUUUUUUCGCCCCUCCGAAACCCUAUUCUCUUGCCUGAAUUCCGAGCUCCUCCGCCAUUUCCACCUGAAUCCAGCUCCCCCCACGGCGUCGCUUGGUUCAGGAUUUUCGGUUUCUUGACCGAAACCCUGGCGGUGUAGGAUGGAUGUCGAUAAGGAUAAAAGGAAUGGGAAGGUGCAUUUGAGGGAUUCGUCGUCCCAGGAUGCUUUGCGUACCUACAAGAGACGCCGGCAGCAGGUACAAACGCAAGAGGAGCCACAGCCGCAGCAUGGGCAGGAGCAGGAACCACAGCAGCAGCAGCAGCCGCAGCAGGAGCAGGAGCCGCAGCCACAGCCACAACCUCAGCCUCAGCCUCAGCCGGAGCCCAAGCCCAACACUGUGGAUGUUCCAGAGCAGCAGGUUACUGAUAGUUUUUGGAAAAGUAGGGAUAUUGGCUGGAAACAUGGUAUAAUGAUUGAUGAAAACAGACAGCAUUGGAAGUGUAUGUAUUGUCACCUGACUAGAUAUGGUGGUGGUGUCUCUAGACUCAAACGGCAUCUUGCUGGUGAUUUGGAUGUCAAAAUGUGCCCAAAGGUUCCACCAGAUGUUGCUGAAAAGAUAAGGGAGCAUUUACAGAAGAAAAGAGAGAGACGGAAGAAGAAAGCUGCACGGAAGGGUGAUAAAGUGAAGACCAGGAGCUUUGCAAAUGAUACCGAUGCUGAGAAGGAUCCUUUACCAGUUGAUUUGGAGUUGCCAACUCAAAUAGACACUUCUGUUCUUGAAGAAGUCACUAACCAGACGAUUGAGGAUCAUCAGGAGCCUACUCUUCUCAGGGCUCCCCUGUUAUUACGAGGGGUAAGAGAUAUUGGGUGGGAGCAUGCGGUGGAUCUUGAUGGAAAUAAAAGGCGGUGGCAGUGCAAGUGGUGUGAUUUGUGUCGAAGUGGCGGUGUAACUACAUUGAAGGCUCAUCUUACUGACGGUAGCUGCCCGAAAAUUCCAAUGGAAAUGUCAAAGAAAGUACUGAACUUUCUUGAAGAGAAAAGAGCAGCACGCCAUCUUUUUAAUAGCAAUCCAUGGCCUGCUGAGUUGAAAAAGAAUGAUGGGCCUAGUGUUUUUAGCCCAAAAUCAGAAGAGGAAGGGACUGUAUCAUGUAAGAAUGAUCAGCAAGCUUCAAGAAAUCCUAUGCAUAUGCAAAUAUCAGAGAAGUGCACAACUAAUGAGUUGCCAGCUCAAAGCAACCAAUGCGGUACAGAACACAGUGGUCAACUAGUCAAGGAGAAGAUAGCAGCAGCACACCAUCUAUCUAAUAGCAACAUGUCUGCUGAUGUUCUGCAAAGUGAUUGUCAUUCUAUUUUUAGCACUCAAUUAGAAGAGGAAGGGAGUGUACCAUGUAACAAGGAUCAUCAACCUUCAAAAAAUUAUAUGCAUAUGCACACAUCAGAGAAGAGUGCUAUGAAUGAGAUGGCAGGUCGAAGCAACCAAUGCGAUACAGAACAUAGUGGCCAACCACUUGAGGAUUAUGAUCGGUCAAAGAUCAGUGAUCAGCCAGACGAGCAGGGGCCAAUAGAGCAUGGUAGACACCAUGUACUAAACAAUGAGCACCCAGUUGUGGAUAAGAACACUGAGAACUCAGGAAACAAAGAGAUAUUGAAACAUCCUCGGAAAACUAGGUUCAACAUUCGGAAGCAUAUAAUUACUAUUGAUGAAAUCGCGAGGCAUUGGAGGUGUAGAUAUUGUGGCAUGGAUGGACAUGGUAAAACAUCUAGGCUACAUUAUCAUCUUGCUGGCGCGUUUCGUCAUCCUAAGUGCCCGAGUGUUCCUCCGGAAGUUUUUGCAAAGGCAAAACACCAUAUUCUAAUAAAGAGAAGACUAAGAAUGAAAAAGUCUGGGCAGCAAGCUUCUCCAGAGCCAAAAAUUAUUGGGCAAUCCAGUGUAAUACUGCAGAACAACAAUCCAGCAUUUGGCAAUCCUCCACAGCUGCCGAUACAUGAUUUAUCUAGCGAGGUGCAUUCCAAUUACCCGACAAGGCUGAGGGAUAAUGCAUGGGAACAUUCACUGAUUCAUGACAGAGAAAAAGGACACUGGAAGUGCAAGUGGUGCAGCUUAGAGGGUUAUCAUGGCAUAACUAGAUUAAAGUGGCAUCUUGUUGGCUGGAAAAAUCGUCCUCAAUGCCGUAAUAUUCCGGAAGAUUCCGCCAAAAGGAUAAGGGAUCAAAUGAUAUCAAGGGAGAAGAAGAAAGGGAAAAGAUCAGGUCCACAUGACGGUAUUGACAGUUGUGACAUGCUUUGCUCUUCUAAGGAUUUACAACCUGAUCAAGAGGAUUCCGCUAUAGCAAUACAGUCUAGGAGUUCUUCCCAAGCUUUUGGUGAAGCUAACAGAGCAUCAAAUGGAUGCAGCACGUUAUCCAAUACUAUGCCCGAUCCUCAGUCAAUCAUGGAGAUGGAGCGGCCUCAUAAAACAUUAUGUAGUAGCACUAACAAGUCUGAGAAGCAAACUGGAAGAAGUGACUGCUGGACUCACUGGAAGUAUGUUUUGAAUGGACUGAUGCUUUUGCCAGGCGUACAAGAGGGUGAUGGCAUUCAGAGUUGCAUCCGUGAUGUCCUUUAUGGUUGUGCUGAAUCCGGAACAGUUGGGGACAAAGUGGAGAUGCAUUCUGAUAUAACAGUGUCAAGCAAUGUGAAUAUUGCUGAGUGCAAGAAUGUUCUUGUCGACAUUUUAAGAUCAGAAAUUUUUGCCUUGCUGUGUAACGUGCUUCGCAAAGCUGUGCAUCAAGAUGAGGAAAGGACUAGCUAUUUUGAUUUUGGCAUGAUUGACUCUAGGAUGAAAAAUGGAGAUUAUGGGCGUGCACCUGGAUUAUUCAAAGAUGAUUUAAAAUUGUUAUGGGAAGAUGUUAAACUGGCUGGUCAAGAUAUUGUUGACCUAGCAAAUGGCCUUUCAAGCCUCACAGAAGCAUCGUACACAAAGAAGGUUGGAAGAGAGAGAGGAUCAUGUGAUAGUGAGAAGGAACUCAAGGGAGCUGCGGUGGCCAGCUCUGAACCCAAGAACUUGAUGGAAUCAAGUACACUGGUACCCUCAACCUCACAGGGGUUUCAGCAGUUGGACCAACCAGACCCAAUAGAUGUUUCUGAUGUACAAAUGGGCACUGCUUGUGACCAAUGUGGUAAAGAGGCGGGAGGGGUCAACACCAUCACAUGUAAUAGAUGCAAGCUAGUGUGUCACAUUUCAUGCAUUGAGCCUCCUGUGCCGACUGGAAGCUGGCAUUGCAAAAGCUGCAGCAGUACCACCUGGGAUGAGUCAGCUGAAGGUGGCAUGAGCAUAGUGCAGUAUGAACCAAAUCUCUUGCAUGGAAAUUGUGUCGCUUGCAAAGGACUUGAAGUUUGCAGGCCUGCAGAAUGCAAAGAAACUGUCAGCGAACGGACACCUGUUGACGAGUCAAGAGCAAUUGUGAUUUCUUGCACAGAGCCUGCCGAGGGUGAAGAACUGCCAAAUAUUGUUGUCGGUGGCUCAUGCAAGAUGUGUGGAACUCCUGAAGACGAUGACAAGAGAUUCCUCAUAUGUGGCCACAGCCACUGUCCAUAUAAGUACUACCACAUUCGCUGUCUGAAGUCUAAGCAGAUUGCUAGCAAGGUGCAGAGAGACAAACCGUGCUGGUACUGUCCAUCGUGCCUUUGUCGAGUGUGUCUUUCUGACGGAGACGACGAGCAGACCAUUCUGUGCGAUGGCUGUGAUGAGGCUUAUCAUCUCUAUUGCAUGACACCUCGCCGUACUUCGGUGCCAAAGGGCAAGUGGUAUUGCUCAUCAUGUAGCGUGGAGAGAGCGAAGGCGGGGAUGAGACAGUAUGAGAAGAAGAUGCUGAAACUCCACCGUAAGGACGACGCUCGGCUGCCAGACAGGAAUUUCGCAGCUGUGGACCUGCUGCUUUCUGCUGCAGAGAAGCUGAGUGCGGAUGAGGAUCAACUGGUGAGUCGUCCAGAUCAGUAGGGAUUGGCUACAUCUAUGCAAGAGACCUCACUACGUUGUAUCCUGGCCUCAUUGGUCUUCAGUUCUGCAUCAGGAUUUCUAUACUCUGCCAUCAGCUCAGACUUAAUCCUGCAGGAUGUUGGUCUUACCUGUCUUUUUUUUUUUUUUUGCUUCACCAUGAUGACUUGUUUUGUGCCGCUUCUGGGAGUUAGAACUUGAAGAGGUGUUGAGCAUUGCGGUACAAUCACAAUGAAUGGUUGUGUUGUUGAGACUUGAGAGGAAUUGUGUAACCUGUGAGGAUGUGUAAGGAAUUGUGUUGUUGGGAGGAUGGAUGACGAUCAGGUUACACAAUUCUUACUACCCGUCAAUCCUCCUGCCCAUACCCGUGUGGUGUGGUGUGCAAAAGUUCAAAAGUUCAAAAGUUGUCGUCUUUAUAGAUCAACUUCGCUCACAAAUAAGCAUGUGUACACAUAAAGACAC